This is a messenger RNA of Puntigrus tetrazona (Sumatra barb), 2874 nucleotides long. RefSeq lists its product as uncharacterized. The transcript has 14 exons. Bases 205 to 2460 code for a protein of 751 amino acids. NCBI's taxonomy places the organism in Eukaryota, Metazoa, Chordata, Actinopteri, Cypriniformes, Cyprinidae. The record is from RefSeq and is a predicted model, not a curated record.
CGCAAUUGUACCACAGAAGGAGCCGAGGACUAAGGAAGUGGGUGAAAAUUGUAUUACAUCACUUUUGAUUUUGUAAUGUCGAUUUAUUUAUUUUACUUUUCAAGAAGAAAAUAGUUUUACGUUGAAUGCGUUGCAAACGCAAGUUAUUAACUCGCUGAUCUUGUGCUGAUCCUCGCGGACGAAGCUUCACAGUAGUUUCGAAACAUGGCCGAUUUGCUGACAGUGUACGACGAUGACCAGGCCAACAGCUUCAUCGACUGCACGAUCUGCGAUAAAAGAAUACGGGGAGAAACGCAUUACAAAAUCCACGUGACCACAUUACAACAUUUAAAGAAAGAGGACACCCUGGCUUCACAAGGAGAGAUUCUGAGAACACCUCCACUGCCAGAAUGGACCGACAUAAUAGAAUAUUUGGAUUACCUGAAUCUUGAUGAGCCCAUUAUUGGUCUCAACUCCCUGAUACAGAUUCCAGAUCAUGUCACUGACGAUGGCAAAACAGUGUUGAAGUACAAGUGCAGAAUGUGUGUCGUGGAGAUGGACCUUUACAGCAUGGUGGCCCAUAUUGUAGGACGUAAACACAGACAAAAAUACUUGGAGCUGAAAAGACCAGACUUGGUGACAUGGCAAGACAACAAUCAGAAACAGCCAGGUCUUGUGGCCAGAGCUAAAGCUGCUGUAGUUGAAAAGCAGGAGGGAUGGGGAAAGCCAGUGGCACUCAAACGACCUCAAGAGAAAUUCAGAAAUGUCUUCCAAGGAGGAAGCGAUUUACGUGCCAGUGUUCAUGAACAACCCUACUAUGGACAAGAGCCUCUUAGGAAGCCACCUUUCCCUGAACAGGUUCAAAAUCAGAUGUAUUUGGAUGAAGAACAGCAUGGAAGUUCCUAUUAUACAGGAGAUAAUUAUGACCAGUGCAGCAGACCUAAAAAUCCAACCCACGAUGUCCACCAACAAUUCUAUCCAGAAGAAAACCAACAUCAAAAACAUUACGAAAAUGCUGACGUUCGAGGAAGACACUCACGAGGUGAUGGUUAUUCGGAAAGAGAAGUGCAUACUAGGCCCUAUGCAGAACAGGGUGGACGGAGACUGCAAGAAUACUAUAAAGAAGAAAGUCUUGGCGGAGGACAGUUCUCAGGAGGUAAAAUAAACCGAUUUAAUGACAAAGACCUCAGAAUCCGCCCAGGAGCAUCAGAAUAUCAGAAAGACCAAGUGGAAGGUAGGCGAUAUGCAGGUUAUGAAGAGAGAAAUCCUGCCAUGAAUCCUCCCAUGUCAAUGCAAGGAAGGAGCUUUAAUGAGGAGAAAAGGGGGACUGUCAGAGAAAUGCACAGUAGGCCUUGGGACAAAGCUAAUGAGGUACAAGGUUACCUACCUAUGCUUCAACCCAGAGAUUCAAGAGCAUAUUCACACGAAGCGGUUCCAGCUAAAAAGAAGAAGAAGAGCAGAUUCUCUGAUGCCACCGCAGAGGAAAUAGCACACGCACAUAUGAGACAUUCGGAUAAAUCCACCCUAAAAGAAAAACCAAGAGGACAACAGUUUAGAGCAAAUCCUCCGCCAUUAAAUAUCCAAUACAUGGGUUCUGGAAGUACAACCCAUCUUAAUCCAAAACAUGAAAAUGUUCUGGAUAUACUUAGUGACAUCAAGAUCGAUAAUAUGGACGAAGCCAGAUUUCUUAAAGAAAAGCUGUGCACAGUUUUGAAAGAGUUUCAAGAAAACAAAUCCAGAAGUAUUGAGGGCCAUGCUUCACAAUCUGUUGGUGAUCAUAGAGGGGUAAAGCAGACAAGGGAUGAUCCAAAUGGCAUGCAUUUAGGAAAGAGAGGUUUCCCAGAAGCCAGACGAUAUGACGACGGUCCCAGAAGUUUCCAAGAAUCCAGACAAUAUGGAGAUGACCCUAGAAUGUUUCGAGAGGUCCAACAAAUUGGGGAUGACCCCAGAGGUCUUAGAGAGACCAGACAUUAUGAAGGUGAUUACAAAGAGUCAAAACGAUUUGAGGGUUAUCCCAGUGGUCUUCAAGAAGAAAGGCCAUAUGCCAAUGAUCAUCCAGAGAGGAGACGUUAUGAUGAAGAUCCUAGACAAAAGGAACAACAUUUUGAAGAAUAUUCUCGAGCUUCAAGAGCAGAAGCUCCGAGAAAUACCCAAGAGACAAGAUAUUAUGAAGAUGAUUACAGAGGCUUUGGAAAUUUGGAUCCUCAAAGAAACUGGGAGAAUCAGAAGGGACGUUCAUUAGAGCGUUUUGAGAACAGAGGCCCAGCAGAUGUUGAGAGGGGUUUUCAAGCCUCUUUACAAGAAGAAGCAAGGAUGUAUGCCGGGAGAGCACAGCAGAGGUCUCAUCAGAGUGACUGUCACCCUGGAGAUGAACCCUACGACCCGUUCAACCCGUCAUCCUCUCCCCCUCCAGAAGCGUCCAGCUCCACCAGUCUUGACAAGAUCGCAUCAACUCUUCUUGAGCUUGUGGCUCGUAGAUAAAGUUAGGCUCCUCAGUCAGAUUGUUCGUCGUAUAAGAUAGUUAUAGUUUAACAGUAGUCUACAGAGUUUGAUCUUUAUGUAAAUUCAUACAAAAUUUUCCAGUAAAUAACAUACUGUUUUCAUCUAUACAUACUGCUUAUCCUCUGCAGGGUCACCGAGGGCUGGAGCUUUUCCCAGCAUCUCAAGGCUCCCACACACACACACACACACACACACACACACACACACACACACUCCUCAUUCAUACUGCUUGCAAUUACUACCUAAUUUCUUACUGCUUUUGGUUUGUUGAGAUUUGUAGCCUGCUUGCUACUGUGUUUUCAGAUUGGUUUGUGUACUAUGAAACUGUAAUGGGUUUUGUUUGAAUUGUUUAAUAAGAAAGAUUAUUGAAAAAUAAUAAAAAGUUCAACCCAA